Molecule: messenger RNA, 1302 nt
Organism: Aethina tumida (small hive beetle)
Lineage: Eukaryota; Metazoa; Arthropoda; Insecta; Coleoptera; Nitidulidae
Exons: 6
Coding region: 46-1242 (398 amino acids)
Source: RefSeq, a predicted model, not a curated record
GCCAUUUUGUUUUAUUUCCGUUCAGGUUUUAGUAUACCAGCAAAAAUGACUUCUGUGCAGCUUGAUAUGAACAUGUCUCUAACUGGGGCCGACUUAAUGAGCGCAGUAAAUACCUUUACAUCAUCCAAGGAGUUCGUCAAGAAGGUGUUACGUAUCGCCAUGCUAAACAUAAUUUAUCACCGUCUGCAGAUAGAAGAGUCGAACUUUUUAACAAAGGAUUUCUUCGGCAUGUCGUACCGGGUACAAAAAAAAAAUUGUAGAGACCCAAUCCUUGUGACUUAUUAUGCAGCAAUGCGAGGAAUAUUCGAUGCUAUAGAUAAAAACUACCUUAAGAAUGUGUAUUUAAUAAUGAAAAACUGGGAAAAGAACGACAUAGAGGAGAUGUACGUAUUGACAGUGAAAUACAACAUUAAAGGUAAACCGGAGAAGCGCACUAUGCAGGAUCUUAAAAGAAUGGUCAAAUCGAACAUGUUGCACUUCUUGACCGUGUUAGAGAAGUUGCCCAAAUUGAACAGGAACAUUAUUCCCCACUUCGAGAUAUCCUAUAACAAGAGUGCACCACAGGAUUACGUGCCCGUACACUAUGAGAAAUCGGACGACAACCUCUGUCCUAAGAAUGACACUGGCUAUGACUUUCCACUUAUGAGAGUCAGAACUGGUUAUCAUUUAAUCCAAGGCGUCAUUAAGGGCAAGAUAUCCGACAAACUGCAUGAAAUGAGGUUGGAAUCGCCUGAGUCAUUUGUGAGAACCCCAACGGAUGUAAGUUCGGUCGAAGACCCUAUAAUUAUCAUCAGCGACAUUUCCGAUAUGGAUAUCGAAAUGCCCACUUUAACACCACGCCUGAGUUGUGUCUGUGGCCUGAACGACGUAGACAUAGAAGCAGACGUGUUAACCUGCGUUGAAUGUAAAUAUAGGAGCCAUUUGCCCUGCAACGGGUAUAUGGAGGAGCCUAACGACAAUUACAAGUGCUUCUUCUGUUACCCGCACCAGGAUCCGACUUUGUAUUGCCUGGGGCAUGCCGAGAGGCGACACAUGGCACGUGUUCGCCUCUGUCUGGUCUACAUGAGUAGAAACAAGAGAAUGCCGAAGCAGAUGUUCGAGAUUUUUGGUGAGAACACUAGUCAGAUAAUUAUAAAGCAACUCCAGGACCUCAAUAUUCUCUUUGGGAACUCUUUAGAAACGAUGUGUAUUCGCCAGAAUAUUUUAGAAUAUCGUAUGAAAACACUUUUUGACAAAUAUUAAGACUUUGUUAAUUAUUUCAUAGUUUGACUAAAGUUUUAGUAAUAAUUAGUUUCUAAUAUA